AUGCCAAUGAAGAAAUCAAGUGUUUUUGCUGCUUCUGUUGCUGCAGCUUCUGCUACUGCCCUCUCUGUUUCUUCCUCUUCUUCUGGUUCUAACUCUGACGUCAAGGAAGCUGGCUCAAACCAAAAUCAGCAAAGAUCUGCUUCAAUGGAUAAAUUUGCACCAAGGUUUGAUGGGCUGAGGUUUAUUGAAACACUGGUCACUGCUCACAGAUGA
Dovyalis caffra is the source of this 213-nucleotide messenger RNA. NCBI's taxonomy places the organism in Eukaryota, Viridiplantae, Streptophyta, Magnoliopsida, Malpighiales, Salicaceae. The record is from the annotation of a GenBank genome assembly.